Molecule: messenger RNA, 366 nt
Organism: Rotaria sordida
Lineage: Eukaryota; Metazoa; Rotifera; Eurotatoria; Philodinida; Philodinidae
Source: the annotation of a GenBank genome assembly
AUGACACACUGGACAUUCUUCAAAUCAAGCGAACAACUAUGUAAAACGGGCACAAAUGAAUGUCGUCCAGCCUAUAGUGGUCAACCAGGUGAAACUGAUCAAACUAAAAAGAACAAAGGUCCUAUACCAGAUGGAGAUUAUACAUUUGAAGGACCCAAGGGCAAAAUGAAAUUUCCUCUGAUACCAGAUAAAUCGAAUAAUAUGCACGGACGUGACGCCUUUCAAAUUCAUGGAGACAAUGGAAGAGGUGAUAAAUCGGCUAGUAAAGGAUGCAUCGUUACAAAUAAAAGAGAUGAUUUUAAACAGGGCGAUCGGCUUCAUGUUACAAGCCGUGAUGACAAAGAUGGCACAUGUAUACUUAGUUGA